AUGGCUAACGCUAGCCCUUGCAUGUCCACUGGACCCAUCUCUCAAGUCUUCUUUCCUCAGGGGGGAGCAUCACCCCCGGGGUCUGUGGUGAUGCAACAUGGGACCCCUCUUUCGGUCCCCGCGUCCAAUGCCCCCGGGUUACCCCCCAUGGACAUGACACCAGCCCUGGGAGGGGUGUCCUCCUUGCCCUCUGUCCCCAUCAUGCCGGCAGGGGUGUCCUUCAUCAUCCAGAUCGGACUGACCCGCGAGUCUGUUCUGUUACCCCAAACAGCCGACCUGGCCUACGUCAAGCAAAUCGCCUGCUCCAUCGUGGACCAGAAGUUCCCUGAGUGCGGUUUCUACGGGAUCUAUGAUAAAAUCCUUCUCUUUAAACAUGACACCGGCACCAAUAACAUCCUUCAGUUGGUCAAAGCGACGUCGGACAUCCAGGAGGGUGAUCUGGUGGAAGUGGUGCUGUCAGCGGCCGCCACGUUUGAGGACUUCCAGAUUCGGCCUCACGCCCUGAACGUUCACUCGUACCGUGCUCCUGCGUUCUGCGAUCACUGCGGAGAGAUGCUCUUCGGACUCGUACGGCAGGGACUCAAGUGCGAUGGCUGUGGGCUGAACUACCACAAACGCUGUGCGUUUAGCAUUCCCAAUAACUGCAGUGGUGCUAGAAAACGCAGACUGUCCACCACCUCUCUGACCAGUAGCCAGUCCUUACGCCUCUCCACCACAGAGUCCAUCAGCAGUGCCAGCAUCAGCACCACCAGUGAGGAGGCCAGCCUAGUCCGCUCGCACACGCAGAUGCCCCGUACCCCCAGCGAGGCGCGGCGUUUCUACACAGGCCGCCCGGUCCACCUGGACAAGAUCCUGAUGAGCAAGGUCAAAGUUCCCCACACGUUUGCCGUGCACUCAUACACGAGACCCACCGUGUGUCAGUACUGUAAACGACUCCUCAGAGGCCUGUUCAGACAGGGGCUGCAGUGUAAAGACUGCAAGUUCAACUGUCACAAACGCUGUGCCUACAAGGUCCCAAACGACUGCCUAGGGGAGACCAUAGGAGACAUGCUAAGCCCCAGUGUGGAUGUGGAGGUGCCCAUGGACUACAGCAGUGAGUAUGCGGACUCAGAUAAGUCCUCCCUGAUGGAUGAGUCUGAUGAGGCCUGCAGCAUCCCUGGCUCCUUCUCUCCCGACAACAGCCAGGAUGGAUCAAGCGCAGACCAGAGUGCUAAUAUUCCUCUGAUGAGAGUGGUGCAGUCUGUCAGACAGACCACACGCCGGUCCAGCACUGCCAUUAAAGAAGGCUGGAUGGUUCACUACAGCAACAAGGACACACUGAGGAAGAGACACUACUGGAGACUGGACUGUAAGUGCAUCAUCCUUUUUCAGAAUGACACCACCAACAAAUACUAUAAGGAAAUCCCUCUCUCCGAGAUCCUGGAGGUCCGUCCGGCGGGCGACUUUAGUCUGGUCCCCGCUGGAGCUAAUCCGCACUGCUUUGAGAUCGUCACGGGGACCAUGCGUUACUUUGUGGGCGAGGAUCCCAAUCCUCUCUCCAUCCAGUCGGCUGGGCUGACCAAUCCCCCGUGCCCGAGCAGCGUGGCGCCCAAUAGUGGAGUGGGGCUGGAGGUGGCCAAAGCCUGGGAGAGCGUGAUUCGUCAGGCUCUCAUGCCCGUCAUUUUCCAGGACAACCCACCGGCGGAAGGCCAGACCCCCCACAGGCAAGCGUCUGUCAGCAUCUCUGUCUCCAACAGCCAGAUUCAGGAGAAUGUGGACAUUGGGAUGGUGUAUCAGAUCUUUGCUGAUGAGGUGUUGGGUUCUGGGCAGUUUGGAGUGGUUUAUGGCGGAAAGCACAGAAAAACCGGCCGGGACGUCGCGGUGAAAGUGAUUGACAAGCUGCGUUUUCCUACCAAGCAGGAGAGCCAGCUGAGGAACGAGGUGGCCAUACUCCAGAGUCUGCGACACCUGGGCAUAGUGAACCUGGAGUGUAUGUUUGAGACUCCGGAGAAGGUGUUUGUGGUGAUGGAGAAGCUCCAUGGAGACAUGCUGGAGAUGAUCCUGUCCAGUGAGAAAGGACGACUGCCCGAGAGACUCACCAAGUUCCUCAUCACUCAGAUCUUAGCAGCUCUCCGACACCUUCACUUCAAAAACAUCGUUCACUGCGACUUAAAGCCUGAAAACGUCCUGCUGGCCUCGGCCGAGCCCUACCCACAGGUUAAACUUUGUGACUUCGGCUUUGCUCGCAUAAUCGGCGAAAAGUCUUUCCGCCGGUCUGUGGUUGGCACGCCUGCCUACCUGGCGCCGGAAGUGCUUUUAAACCAAGGUUAUAAUCGCUCUCUGGACAUGUGGUCCGUGGGCGUCAUCAUGUAUGUCAGCCUGAGCGGGACUUUCCCUUUUAACGAGGACGAGGACAUCAACGACCAGAUUCACAACGCUGCUUUCAUGUACCCACCCAACCCCUGGAAACAGAUUUCUCCAGAAGCCAUCGACCUCAUCAAUAACCUGCUGCAGGUGAAAAUGAGGAAGCGAUACAGUGUGGACAAGAGUCUCAGCCACUCUUACUUACAGGACUAUCAAACCUGGCUGGAUCUGAGAGAGUUGGAGUCUAAGCUGGGCGAACGCUACAUCACCCACGAGAGCGAUGACAGUCGCUGGCAGCAGUACGCCAGAGAGCACACCUUACCUUACCCACCCCACCUGGUCCCUCCGCCCCCCGCCUCCGACGACGAUGACGGAGGGGAGGACGGCGACAUGCAGGGCCUUACGGAACGCGUCAGCAUCCUCUGAGAAAGACUGAGAGAGAGAGAGCGUGGGAUGAGGGGACCCGUAGGGUGAAGAGAAACAAGAGAAAUGGAGGGAAGGAGAAGAAGAAGAAGAAGAAGAGUGACGAUUACCCAUCAGCGAGCAGCAGUCUGGCUGGGAACAUUAGCGUUAGCUUAGCACAGUUUCCGUUUCUCUGAGUCCCCCCCGGCCCAAUCCCAGAUCAGGGUUUGGACGGCGCCUGUCUUUAAAGAGUGUAGGAUUUGGUUUACUCUCUCUUCAACUCCUGGAGAUUUGGAACAUCACCUGAGGCCAAGGUGCCUGACUCUGUUUAACAGCAGAUGCGAAAGGAAAGGGACUGAGGGUGUGUGUAUGCAUGUGUGUGUGUGGUCUG
Messenger RNA from Chanos chanos (milkfish), 3136 nucleotides. RefSeq names its product protein kinase D2 (gene prkd2). The record is from RefSeq and is a predicted model, not a curated record. Bases 1 to 2769 code for a protein of 922 amino acids. Gene Ontology annotation, biological process: protein phosphorylation; intracellular signal transduction; phospholipase C-activating G protein-coupled receptor signaling pathway. Gene Ontology annotation, molecular function: protein serine/threonine kinase activity; ATP binding. NCBI's taxonomy places the organism in Eukaryota, Metazoa, Chordata, Actinopteri, Gonorynchiformes, Chanidae. Gene Ontology annotation, cellular component: cytosol. The transcript has 18 exons.